Magallana angulata is the source of this 2304-nucleotide messenger RNA. RefSeq names its product sperm-tail PG-rich repeat-containing protein 2-like. The transcript has 12 exons. NCBI's taxonomy places the organism in Eukaryota, Metazoa, Mollusca, Bivalvia, Ostreida, Ostreidae. Bases 144 to 1892 code for a protein of 582 amino acids. The record is from RefSeq and is a predicted model, not a curated record.
AGAACUUGCCGCCAUAUUGUUCCAUAGCAACAUAGAAAUAAAUGGUGGACUUCUCUCAAUUUUUGUUUCACCUACUGUUCACAUUGGAUGUUAAAGAUAAUACACGAAGGAUUUAAUUGCAGUUGAGGAAGUAAAACACCACCAUGUAUGAUAGAGCACCAAGGGAUCUGGUGAAGACCUUUGGGUCCACCCCUGGAAAUGUAGGACCAGGGUCAUAUGAUUCCAAUGUAUUGCCGAGAUCUAAAAUCAAGGCUGAUGGAUAUGCUCCAUUUUUAUCCAUGACCAGUAGAGAAACAUUUCUUAAUGUUAGUGAUCAAGUAGUAGCUGCCCCUGGGCCAGGGCAUUAUGACCCCCAGAAUGCUCAAGAUGGCAUAACUGGAGGAAAGACACUGGCCAAUAAGUCAAAGAGAUUCAUGGAGCAGAUUCCAGAGAACCCUGGUCCAGGGACAUACAGCACGGAGAGGUAUACAGACUUCAGGUCCAGCAAGUCUGCCCCCGGAAGUAUGCAGAAUAAAGGCAAUGCGGCUGGAAGUUUGCUGACAAGCAGAAUAAAGUUCCACAGAAAACCUGAGGCUCCCUCCAUUCCUAUGCCUGGCCAGGCCUAUGGAUACGAGGAGUGUGAGGAUGGUACCCUAAAAAAGCAGGACCCCCCAGACAAGGACAAGAGUAUCGGGCCAGCCUUCUAUAACCCUACUGUCGACCCUACAAAGGCCACAAAGACUUACCAAGGUGUGCACUUCAGUAAGUACUCCUCCAAACGUUUGGACCUCAGUAAAGGGCGGUUGGGUCCUGGCCCAGGGGAUUAUGAACCGUACACCAACCUACAAAACAGACCAGAAAACCUCAACGCUAUCGAGGAAUCGCAUAGGUUCGAGGCAAGGAUUCCAAGAUAUCAUGAGGCGAUCGCCAAAGACGAAGAAAGGAAGGCUAUACCUGGACCAGGAAAGUAUGAUGUAAAAGGUGGAUUUGAUCCGGAGCCCCCGAAAGUCAACACUGAGGGUAUAGAAGUGGAACACCCUCCCUUCAUGUCUCAGUCUAAGAGAUUUACCCCUAUGAAGAAGACCCUCCCUGCCCCGGGGACGUACAACGACCCCAGAAAUGCUUUCGACUCUAUGAAGAGAACCACAGGACUGAAGCGGUCUCCAUUUGGUCAGACGUCAGUGAGAUUUAACCCAGAACCACACGUCAAGAAAACGCCAGGACCCGGGGCCUAUAACUUGACUGGAAUGGGCUCUGACAGUAUGAGGAGAGCCUACAUCGAGAGCACGAGGAAAGGGGUAUUUGGCACCACGUCUGUCCGAAUUAAACCAAUCACAAAGAAAGAAGAAGUGGAAGUACCGGGUCCGGCUCACUACCAGAUCAAGGAGAAACCGUUCCAGAACCGGUACCAGAAUAUGACUGCUCAGUUCUCGUCCGUGACAUCUAGACUCAAGGACCCACCUACUGUAGUCAAGGAGAUGCCCCCACCUGGAUCCUAUGAAGUCGCCACGUCCUAUCAAAACUCCCAGCUCCAGGGAACAGAGAGGACCAAACCGAGGACCGAUGAGGCCAAAAGGAAACAUGGAUCUUUCCUCUCAGCAGCCUCUAGAUUUGCUCCUCCAAGAGACGUGAUCAACCAUAACAACGAUCCGGAUUUACCAGGCCCAGGAGCAUAUGACUCAAAGGAGGGACUUGCCAGGAAGGGAGGACUAAUGGUCACCAAGGACAAACGUUUUAAGGACCUCAAGUCAGAAGGACCUGGACCAGGAUCCUAUGAGUUCUCUCCCUUGGUACAGGAUACUGUUCUGAAGGGAACAUUUAAUGCCACCUUAAACAACCCCAUAGCUCCCCAGCUGGACAUGUCUCAACACAUGGGCACAUCUACAAAGCAUGCAUUCCUAUUGGGUGUGUGAACAAAAAAGUAUUAUAUUGAAGAAUAAAAUGGACCAAUCAGAGAGGUUGUAACAAAACACGGCUAUGAAAUACCUGAAAGAUGUUUUUAACCUGAAUUUAAAUGUGUAUAAGAGCUAAUUCAUACAUAUUUGAAAAUAUUUAUAAUUUUGUGAUAAUGUAUGUGAUGCUUUUUUUCCACUUUUAUUUUCGAUUUCAAUUUUUAAUAUUUAAAGGAAAAGUUUUAAACCGUCCACAUAUCAGAGCCUUUGCUUUGGUUUUAUUUUGUAUACAUGUAGCUAAUCUAUUUGUGUAUUAUAUGAUUCUUGUUCCUUUUAUAUGAUAACACUGUGAUAAACUUUGUAUACAUAUGAAGCAGUCAGUCUUUCUGUGUAUAUUGUAUGUUUUACAAUAAACAAAUUUUAAAAAAUCAUA